Octodon degus (degu) is the source of this 2127-nucleotide messenger RNA. It is a transcript of the gene Rasef, whose product is annotated as RAS and EF-hand domain containing. Lineage: Eukaryota; Metazoa; Chordata; Mammalia; Rodentia; Octodontidae. Gene Ontology annotation, molecular function: GTPase activity; GTP binding. The record is from RefSeq and is a predicted model, not a curated record. The coding region runs from base 251 to 1345 and encodes 364 amino acids. The transcript has 14 exons.
GCCGCAGCCGGCCGCGCUCAGCCCAGGUGCGGGGACCCCGCCGCCGCGCCGUGCGGGACGUUUCUGCAGUGGAGCUGCGCUUCUCUCUGAUUGAAGAACAAACUUCUGCCCAGAAAGCAGUUCAGCGUUUGGCGCCCAGCGCGUUCUGGAUUUGGGCUGGCAUGUUAUUGCCUCCGGGUGUCAUUACUAGGCUGUCAUCUGCAAGGCAUCAUUUUCAUUGGCCGGAGCUCUGAACCAAACUGAAGAGGAGAUGGAUCAAAGGAUUCAGGCUGCAGAACACAAGACUCAGAAACAACUUGAAGAACAAUUAAAGCCUGUAAGACAAAAAGAAGAUGUGACUGCAUUAAAAGAACAAAUUUGUGAUUUGUCAGUGGAAAAUGAGAAACUGAAGAAAGAGCUUUUAGAAGCCCAGACAAGCAUAGCCUUUCUUCAGAGCAAACUCAGUGCUCUAAGAAAUGAUUAUGCUGACAACAGUCUGAAUUCUACAAGAUUUCCUCCAGAGUUUCAGUGCUCACAUGGGGGGCAGGAGAGUUCAUGGGACGACGCUUCUGACACAGAUGCUUCCUGUAUAUGGGAUGAAGAAACAUAUGGUACCAAAGGUGUGGCUUCCAUUGUUGGCCGGAAGCCCCCUCGGUGUGUCAGCAAAGGCAGUGCUGCCACCCCCUCCAGGAAGCUCAUCUCUGCUCUCCCAUCUCAGGACAAGGAGAGCAAGAACCCCAAAGCUCCCAGGUCACGGAGCGUGUACAGGAUUGUACUUGCUGGGGAUGCUGCCGUAGGGAAGACCAGCUUCCUCAUGAGAUUUUGCAAGAAUGAAUUUCAAGGAGAUAUAAGUACCACCAUAGGUGUCGAUUGUAAAAUGAAAACCCUCAUUGUAGAUGGAGAGGAAACAGUUCUGCAGCUCUGGGAUACAGCAGGGCUGGAGAGGUUCGGAAUUAUUUCCAAGUCUUACUUUAGAAAAGCAAGUGGCGUUCUGCUGCUGUAUGAUAUUACCUGUGAGAGAAGCUUUCUUAACGUACGAGAAUGGUUGACUAUGAUUGAGGAUGCAUCUCCCCAGAUUGUUCCUAUCAUGUUGGUUGGAAACAAGUCUGAUCUGCGUGACACUGCUGCUUCGGAGGGACAGAAAUGUGUGCCGAGGCUUUUUGGAGAAAAUCUGGCCAGGAAUUAUGGAGCAUUAUUCUGUGAAACAAGUGCCAAAGAUGGUUCCAAUAUCGUGGAAGCUGUCCUCCAUAUUGCUCGAGAAGUGAAGAAAAGACCGAAGGAAGAAGCUGACAGCAAUUUUAUCACUAUCCUGGCUGGGACCAGCUCCAGAGAGUCAGUACAGAGGAAGAACUGUUGCAGUGCCUGAAUGCCAACCCUCCUGGGCUGUGCCAUCUUACCUUUCCAGAGUACUGAAUCUGUGACUCUUUGCUUCUUAUAGAGUGACAUGUUCUAGUAACACUGGAGGUUGAAACUGUGGUUUCAGGUUCUAGAACCUCAGCUUUUCUUUACUGUGAUCUCCAUGAAUGCCUUAGGCUAUUAUUUAUUGGGUUAUACUAAUUUAAAACAUUUCCUUUUAUUAAAAAUUGGGACAAUUCUGUGUAGCUGUCUCAUUUCCUGUUUGUUACUUGCAUGGUCAAACUUUAAAUUCCUGAAGCUUAUUUUUUUUUUAAAGUGGAAAUGACAGGAUAAAGAGCCACAACAUCAUAUAGCUUUUCAAAGCAUGCUUUAUUUCUAUCAAAGAUAUUUAGUAUUUUAAUUGGAAAAUUGAAUUCUCACUAAUUAUAAAUUCUGGUUUUGUAUUUUAUGUUUUUUGUUCCCUGAAAUAAAAAAGGUUACAUUUCAGGCCCCAAAGCACACUUUGUCAAAAUAAAUGUAGGGUAGGAGUGGUUAGACUUUUUGUGACAUGUGAUACCACAAAACCAAAGCUUUGCAGUUCUUACUUGCCUCAGUGGUAUGUCUUGAGCCCAGCUGUGUUAAUAUAUAUGUUAUUGUGUUAUUUAUUUCUCCAAUGAGAACUAUUUCUCAUUUUAUCUGUUUCAGAAUAAUAGUGAUGGUUUCUAUGAGAUUUUGUUGUGUAUAAGAAAUAUAUAUAUAUAUAUAUAUAUAUAUAUACACACAUAUACACACACACACAUAUACACACAGUAG